UUUAAUGCCUCCAAGAUGAUCUCUACCAGCCUUUCAGAAAGCUGACAGGUGCUUCAUGUUAUUCCAUCUCCCCAGACAGGAAUGGCACAAGUGAUUCUACCUCAGGAGCCACUUGUGGAUGUGAACUGCCCUCAAGAUCUCUCUGAAGAGAAAUCCCCUGGCAGAAGCUUACCAGCUGCAAGAGCAGGUGCUCUGGAAGACAGCACCAGUAAUUACACUCUUCGUUCACAAGCAUCCCUUGUGGUACCCAAAAAGCCAGGGACCAGAAUGCUUGAAGAGCCUUUGCUGGCUCCUCUUCAGUCCCGCUCUUCUAACACACCCACAUGGGCCUGCCGUCUUAGGAGUUGUGAGAAAAUUGGAGAUUCCUACCGUGGCUACUGUGUGAGUGAGACAGAAUUAGAAAGCAUCUUAACUUUCCACAAGCAGCAAACACAGAGCGUCUGGGGCACUCGCCAGUCUCCAAGCCCAGCCAAGCCUGCCACACGCUUGAUGUGGAAGUCCCAGUAUGUCCCCUAUGACGGCAUCCCAUUUGUCAACGCAGGUAGUCGAGCUGUGGUAAUGGAAUGUCAGUAUGGACCAAGGAGAAAAGGUUUCCAGUUAAAAAAAAUCAGUGAGCAAGAAAGUAGGUCCUGUCAUCUCUACAAAGCCACUUGUCCGGCCAGGAUUUAUAUUAAAAAGGUACAGAAGUUUCCUGAAUAUGGAGUACCCACAGACCCACAGAUUGACAGGAAGGUAAUCAGAAUGGAGCAGGAGAAAGCCUUCAGCAUGCUAAAGAAGAACCUCGUGGCUGCUGGUGCUGUCCUCAGAUGGUAUGUGCAGUUACCUACACAGCAAGCUCAUCAGUACCAUGAAUUAGAGACUCCUGGUCUCCCUUUGUCACCUCCGCCUUUUCCUAUGUCUUCUCUUGAGGAAGAGGAAACUGUGGUCAGAGAUGAGAAUUGUGCGUUGCCCUCACGUCUCCACCCGCAAGUAGCGCAUAAGAUUCAGGAAUUAGUGUCACAGGGAGUAGGACAAGUGUAUGCAGUAAGGAAGCAGCUAAGAAAAUUUGUGGAAAGAGAACUGUUCAAACCUGAUGAGGUACCUGAAAGACAUAAUUUAUCUUUUUUCCCAACUGUAAAUGAUAUAAAAAAUCAUAUCCAUGAGGUACAGAAAUCCUUGAGGACUGGAGAUGUGGUAUUUAACUCAGAGAUUAUCCCAGCAACGCUUCAGUGGACGACAGACAGCGGGAAUAUUCUCAGAGAGACUGUAACAGUUACCUUUGCAGAAGGAAAUUCACUAGGAGAACCAAUUACAAGCAAAGUGGGGACAAGUCAGACACAGACUUCCCUGUCCGCAGAGCCAGGUCCCUUGCUCUCCCCACUUUCUUCACUUCAGCCCAAAAUAUUUACACACCUACAGGCUUUGAAGUUACAGCCAAAACUCGCCUCUCCUGAUGGAUCACAAGCUCUGAUGUCAGUAAGCAGCCAUCCCUCCUCCAGUCAUUCAGGACCCGUGGAUCCUGUAGGAGAUGCUCAUGCGCUACUGCUUGGUCAAAGUCAAAGCCUUGGAGCAGAUGUGUGCCUGUCCCAAAACAACAGCACCUUGUCUACAGUGGGGAAUCUCCCAGAAUCCACUCAGAACCUCAUUGCAAUGGAUCAGCUGGAGAGAGGAGAAGAAGCUGAGGAUGCGGGGAACCUGGAAGGAAGUGUGAAUAGGAUUCUGUUGGGAGAUGUGCAAACUGGUCCAAUACAAACCAUACACAGCCAUCCAGCUCUAAGUAAGUGACUGUCAAUUUAUGAUUCUUUUUAACCUUUUAUA
Messenger RNA from Acomys russatus (golden spiny mouse), 1797 nucleotides. RefSeq names its product calcium responsive transcription factor (gene Carf). Gene Ontology annotation, biological process: regulation of transcription by RNA polymerase II. The transcript is spliced from 11 exons. Lineage: Eukaryota; Metazoa; Chordata; Mammalia; Rodentia; Muridae. The record is from RefSeq and is a predicted model, not a curated record. Gene Ontology annotation, cellular component: nucleus. Gene Ontology annotation, molecular function: DNA-binding transcription factor activity, RNA polymerase II-specific; RNA polymerase II cis-regulatory region sequence-specific DNA binding.